Molecule: messenger RNA, 1789 nt
Organism: Arabidopsis arenosa
Lineage: Eukaryota; Viridiplantae; Streptophyta; Magnoliopsida; Brassicales; Brassicaceae
Source: the annotation of a GenBank genome assembly
AUUGAGACUCCAAUACUCAUAUCUCAUACAAAGAUUUAAAUAUAUAUUUCUUAUUAUCUAUUUUUAUGUAAAAUCAUAUAUAAGUUAUAGGGGUUCAUCUUGAUUUUGUCGAGAAUUCAGAUCAAAAUUUCAGUUUUGUAUCGUAAAACGAUGAGGUUUCUAAGCCUCGUCGGAAACUCAUUCGGUUGUUCUGCGUCCGGCGAACGCUUAGUAUCAGCGGCCAGAGACGGCGAUUUACAAGAAGCCAAAGCUCUCUUAGAUUACAAUCCAAGACUCGCUCGUUACUCUACUUUUGGCGUUCGUAACUCUCCUCUUCAUUACUCUGCCGCUCAAGGCCACCAUGAGAUAGUUUCUCUGUUGGUGGAAUCAGGAGUUGAUAUUAAUCUCCGGAACUACCGUGGACAGACGGCUUUGAUGCAAGCUUGUCAACAUGGUCAUUGGGAGGUUGUUUUGAUUCUGAUUCUUUUUGGUGCUAAUAUUCACAGAUCAGAUUACUUAAAUGGCGGUACUGCUUUACACCUUGCGGCUUUAAAUGGUCAUCCUCGGUGUAUCAGGAUCUUGCUUUCGGAGUAUAUACCAAGUGUUCCUAAUUGCUGGAGCCUAUUGAAGAAUAAGAAAUCUUCUGUUGCUGGAUUUGAUCCAAGUGUUCUUUACGAAGUGAUCAACAGAGCAGCAGAUGGAGGAAUCACACCUCUUCAUGUGGCGGCUUUGAACGGACAUAUAGAGACGGUGCAGUUACUCUUGGAUUUGGGAGCUUCGGUUACUCAGGUCACAGUGGAAGAUGGAACCACAAUAGAUCUUAUAGGUGCUGGGAGUACAGCUCUCCAUUAUGCUUCAUGUGGCGGAAACACACAGUGUUGCCAGCUUUUGAUCAGUAAGGGUGCUUGUUUGGCUGCCGUAAACUCCAAUGGAUGGACGCCAUUGAUGGUUGCUCGUUCAUGGCACCGGAACUGGCUGGAAGAAAUCCUGAACCCAACCACAGAACAACCACAACUCCAUUUGCCAAAAGUCCCCUCUCCUUUCCUCUGCCUUCCUUUAAUGAGCAUUGUCAAGAUUGCUCAAGAAUGUGGCUGGCGAGAAAACGAUUGUCUCACUCCAUGUCGUGACCCUUGUGCCGUUUGUUUGGAAAGAAAAUGCACUGUAGCAGCAGAUGGAUGUGCUCAUGAGUUCUGCACAAACUGUGCAUUAUACCUAAGCACCACAAACAUAACAUCGUCGAAGACAUCACAAGCCACACCAGGCUCUGUCCCAUGUCCUCUAUGUCGCAACGGCAUUGUAUCUUUCACCAAACUUCCCCAUACAAUAACAGCAACAACAACAACAUCAUCAAGAGCUAGCAUCUCCUUGUCCUUCUGCACUUGCUCCUCUGAUGUCUUAGACACAGCUCUCCUCACUAACCCUCAUUACAGUUGUAGACCGGUUGUGUCAAGAUCCGGUUCUCGAAUUCCACAAUCUGCUAGAUCAUCAUCGUUUCGGUCUCUUAGCUGCCGUCGGUUUCCUCCAAGUCUCUGCCUUGGUGGCUCAGAUGUUGAUGAACCGCAAAGCCGGUUAAUGGGUGGAUCAUAUUCAAGAUCCGGUGUAGGAUUCAGGCGAUCGACGUCUCAGGUUGAAGGGAAACGUUCUUGGUUUUCUGCACUUAACCAUUGUGUUACAACCAGUGGAAGUGCUUGCUAACUCAAAACGAUCGUCGUUUUUUUUUUCCCUUUUUAUAACUUUUUGUUCAAUGUGCUAAUUGAUUCUGUGAAUGGUGUGGUGAUUAUUCAUUUUGUAAUAAAAAUAAUUAAAUUGG